Messenger RNA from Plasmodium cynomolgi strain B, 879 nucleotides. RefSeq lists its product as hypothetical. NCBI's taxonomy places the organism in Eukaryota, Apicomplexa, Aconoidasida, Haemosporida, Plasmodiidae. The record is from RefSeq and is a predicted model, not a curated record. Gene Ontology annotation, biological process: mitochondrial respiratory chain complex III assembly. The coding region runs from base 1 to 879 and encodes 292 amino acids. Gene Ontology annotation, cellular component: mitochondrion. The transcript has 6 exons.
AUGUGGAACAAAGGUAGAGUACUACUGCUGAACAGAAGAUACAUAACCUUUCGACAUUUUACGAGCCAAGUGAAAGUGUAUGACAACCUGAAAAUUAUCGAAAGCAAAAGUUUGUAUGAAGACAAAAAUACGAAAAUUAGUAUUCGCGAGUCGUCGAAAUAUGCCAUCCCCAUACCGCAGUGCGACCGUUCCCUAAUCAGCUCCGUCAUUUAUAGGGUUUUUCUAAAGCAUACCGAAUAUGGGGAAUGUGCAUGGAGACUAAUCCACCUAAUCAUGGAAAGGCUGGAAAAUGAAGAAAUACUGAAGCUGUUUCGGAUUGAGGAGUCCUUUAAUAUGAAGAUGUAUUUUUACAUUUUACAUUUAUGGCUAAUUAACAAGAGAUUAAGACAUGAGCAGUACCAGGGCGAGAUAAUUAACACAUACAUUUUUGACAUUACGUGGAGAAUUGUGCGUGACUGGAUGCUUUUGAAGGAUGUCCCCGAGUACUGUUUCAACACGGAGCUUUUGAAUUGCCAGGAGUACGCCUUCGGGUUCCUGGUGUCCUUAGAUGAGGCCGCCACCAGCGUGGACAUUUUUCCGUCCCUCCUAAAGGACAUCUUGUGGGAGCAUCUUUAUGAAAAAAAAGUAAAGAAAAGCGGAAACAUAGUCACAGAGUUGAGCAAAUAUAGCGUUCUCCAAAUGAGGCACAUUUUUAAUCUAUCAAGUGAUCAUUUUCUGCAGGCAUACUUUAUCUGGGCCGAUUUUUACAACCAAAAAAAAUCCAAUCGCCGUUUGCCCGCCUUGUGCCAACAGAUAUCUUAUGGAGGCUACCGUCCAAAGGACAAAAAUAAAUAUCUCCCCUAUGAUGAUGGAAAAAAGCUGUUACCAAGAACUUACUAG